Psammomys obesus (fat sand rat) is the source of this 809-nucleotide messenger RNA. It is a transcript of the gene Tmem35b, whose product is annotated as transmembrane protein 35B. The record is from RefSeq and is a predicted model, not a curated record. Bases 22 to 417 code for a protein of 131 amino acids. Lineage: Eukaryota; Metazoa; Chordata; Mammalia; Rodentia; Muridae. The transcript is spliced from 3 exons.
UCCAGGAAGGCUGGGGCUGCCAUGGCGCUCAUUCUCUGCGCGCUGCGGUCCCUGCUCGGCGUCUUCUUCGCGCUCACCGGCGCUGCCAAGCUCUUGCAGGUGUCAGCCGCCGUGUCACAACAGAUGAAAGCCUUGUUCGAGCAGUUUGCUGAGGUGUUUCCACUGAAGUUGUUCGGCUACCAGCCAGAUCCUAUAAACUACCAAAGAGCUGUGGGCUGGCUAGAACUGCUGGCUGGGUUGCUGCUGGUCGGGGGUCCACGUGUGCUACGGGAGAUCAGUAACCUGCUCUUGAUCCUGCUCAUGAUGGGGGCCGUCUUCACUUUGGUGGUUCUGCAAGAGUUGCUGAGGACAUACAUCCCAGCUGUUGUCUGUUUGGGGCUCCUGGUGCUGCUGGACACCUGCCAGUUCUUAGCUUGAACUGAAAAAAGUGGUCAGAUGUCCUAGCAAGAAGAUUCCCGGUGCACUCGGGAACCCUGGGACCUGAGUCUUCAUGCCAUGCAGUUACCACAGCAGGAGCAGUUGCAGCGCAAUGUCAGGCCCACAGUCAUUCAGUGUAAAAGAGAUACCGUGUCUAAGCCUCAAUCUCCCCUAAUAGCUAUGUUGCCCGGUUUUGAAGGGGGCAUUAACAUUCUUCAUGCCAUGUGGAAACAGGAAAACAAGCAGAAAAGAAACCAAAACCACUUCCGAUUCUAAUAUCACACAAGCAACUGUUUCAGUGCUUUGGUGUUAACUGUACCUCUUGACUUUCUUUAUGAUUGUAUGCAGAUGCAUAGUGUUUUAUUUAUUUAUUUUUUUAAUAAAAUGAGUAU